Messenger RNA from Rattus rattus (black rat), 5228 nucleotides. It is a transcript of the gene Kit, whose product is annotated as KIT proto-oncogene, receptor tyrosine kinase. Gene Ontology annotation, biological process: protein phosphorylation; B cell differentiation; positive regulation of receptor signaling pathway via JAK-STAT. Bases 46 to 2982 code for a protein of 978 amino acids. The transcript is spliced from 21 exons. The record is from RefSeq and is a predicted model, not a curated record. Gene Ontology annotation, cellular component: signaling receptor complex. NCBI's taxonomy places the organism in Eukaryota, Metazoa, Chordata, Mammalia, Rodentia, Muridae. Gene Ontology annotation, molecular function: ATP binding; transmembrane receptor protein tyrosine kinase activity; cytokine binding.
AGCUGUAGCCGAGAGAGGAGCUCAGAGUCUAGCGCAGCCACCGCGAUGAGAGGCGCUCGCGGCGCCUGGGAUCUGCUCUGCGUCCUGUUGGUCCUGCUCCGUGGCCAGACAGGGACUUCUCAGCCAUCUGCGAGUCCAGGGGAGCCGUCUCCACCAUCCAUCCAGCCAGCCCAGUCAGAGUUAAUAGUCGAAGCCGGCGACACCAUCAGGCUGACGUGCGCUGACCCCGCCUUUGUCAAAUGGACUUUCGAGAUCCUCGAUGUAAGGAUUGAGAAUAAGCAGAGCGAAUGGAUUCGAGAAAAAGCCGAGGCCACUCACACGGGCAAAUACACGUGCAUCAGCGGCAGCGGCCUCAGGAGCUCUAUUUACGUGUUCGUUAGAGAUCCUGCCGUACUUUUCCUGGUUGGCCUUCCCUUGUUUGGCAAAGAAGACAACGACGCACUGGUCCGCUGCCCCCUGACAGACCCACAGGUGUCCAAUUACUCCCUCAUUGAGUGUGAUGGGAAAUCUCUCCCCACGGACCUGAAGUUCGUCCCCAACCCCAAGGCUGGCAUCACCAUCAAAAACGUGAAGCGCGCCUACCACCGGCUGUGCAUCCGGUGUACUGCCCAGCGUGAGGGCAGAUGGAUGCGGUCUGACAAAUUCACCCUCAAAGUGAGGGCAGCCAUCAAAGCUAUCCCAGUGGUGUCUGUGCCCGAAACCAGUCAUCUCCUUAAGGAAGGGGACACAUUUACGGUGAUAUGCACCAUAAAAGACGUGUCUACAUCCGUGGACUCCAUGUGGAUAAAGUUGAACCCUCGGCCUCAGAGCAAAGCCCAGGUAAAGCGCAAUAGCUGGCAUCAGGGCGACUUCAAUUACGAACGCCAGGAGACGCUGACUAUCAGCUCAGCAAGAGUUAACGAUUCCGGAGUGUUCAUGUGUUAUGCCAAUAAUACUUUUGGAUCAGCAAAUGUCACAACAACCUUGAAAGUAGUAGAAAAGGGAUUCAUCAACAUCUUCCCUGUGAAGAACACUACGGUAUUUGUAACUGAUGGGGAAAAUGUAGACUUGGUUGUUGAGUUCGAGGCCUACCCUAAACCUGAACACCAGCAGUGGAUCUACAUGAACAGGACGUCUACUAACAGAGGGGAGGAUUAUGUCAAAUCCGAUAACCAAAGCAACAUCAGAUAUGUGAAUGAACUUCGCCUGACCAGAUUGAAAGGCACAGAAGGAGGCACUUACACCUUUCUGGUGUCCAACUCUGAUGUCAGUGCUUCCGUGACAUUUGAUGUUUAUGUGAACACAAAACCAGAAAUCCUGACAUAUGACAGGCUCAUGAAUGGCAGGCUCCAGUGUGUGGCGGCGGGAUUCCCGGAGCCCACAAUAGAUUGGUAUUUUUGUACAGGGGCAGAGCAAAGGUGUACCGUUCCUGUCCCACCAGUGGACGUACAGAUCCAGAACACGUCUGUGUCGCCAUUUGGAAAACUGGUGGUUCAGAGUUCCAUAGACUCCAGCGUCUUCCGGCACAACGGCACGGUGGAGUGUAAGGCCUCCAACGCUGUGGGCAAGAGCUCCGCCUUCUUUAACUUUGCAUUUAAAGGUAACAGCAAAGAGCAAAUCCAGCCCCACACCCUGUUCACGCCGCUGCUCAUUGGCUUCGUGGUCACAGCCGGCUUGAUGGGGAUCAUUGUGAUGGUUCUCGCCUACAAAUAUUUGCAGAAACCCAUGUAUGAAGUACAAUGGAAGGUUGUCGAGGAGAUAAAUGGGAACAAUUAUGUUUACAUAGACCCGACGCAGCUUCCUUACGACCACAAAUGGGAGUUUCCCAGAAACAGGCUGAGUUUUGGAAAAACCUUGGGAGCUGGUGCCUUUGGGAAGGUGGUUGAGGCCACUGCCUAUGGCUUGAUUAAGUCGGAUGCCGCCAUGACGGUUGCCGUGAAGAUGCUCAAACCAAGUGCCCAUUUAACGGAAAGGGAGGCCCUAAUGUCAGAACUGAAGGUCCUGAGCUACCUGGGUAAUCACAUGAAUAUCGUCAACCUCCUUGGAGCGUGCACCGUGGGAGGGCCCACCCUGGUCAUUACAGAAUACUGUUGCUAUGGUGAUCUUUUGAAUUUCUUGAGAAGAAAGCGUGACUCGUUUAUUUUCUCAAAGCAAGAAGAACAGGCAGACGCCGCACUUUAUAAGAACCUUCUGCAUUCAAAGGAGUCUUCCUGUGACAGCUCAAACGAGUACAUGGACAUGAAGCCUGGCGUUUCCUAUGUCGUACCAACCAAGACAGACAAAAGGAGAUCCGCAAGAAUAGACUCGUAUAUAGAAAGAGAUGUGACUCCUGCCAUCAUGGAAGAUGACGAGCUGGCUCUGGACCUGGAAGAUUUGCUGAGCUUUUCCUACCAGGUGGCCAAGGGCAUGGCGUUCCUCGCCUCCAAGAACUGUAUUCACAGAGAUUUGGCAGCCAGGAAUAUCCUCCUCACUCACGGGCGGAUCACAAAGAUUUGCGAUUUCGGCCUAGCCAGAGACAUCAGGAAUGAUUCGAAUUACGUGGUAAAAGGAAACGCACGGCUGCCCGUGAAGUGGAUGGCACCGGAGAGCAUUUUCAACUGCGUGUACACAUUUGAAAGUGACGUCUGGUCCUAUGGGAUUUUCCUUUGGGAGCUAUUCUCUCUAGGAAGCAGCCCCUACCCAGGGAUGCCGGUCGAUUCCAAGUUUUACAAGAUGAUCAAGGAAGGUUUCCGGAUGCUCAGCCCAGAGCACGCGCCUGCCGCAAUGUAUGAAGUCAUGAAGACUUGCUGGGAUGCUGACCCCCUGAAAAGGCCAACAUUCAAGCAGGUUGUUCAGCUCAUUGAGAAGCAGAUCUCAGACAGCACCAAACAUAUUUACUCCAACUUAGCAAACUGCAACCCCAACCCAGAGAACCCCGUGGUGGUGGACCAUUCUGUGAGGGUCAAUUCCGUCGGCAGCAGCACCUCUUCCACACAGCCUCUUCUCGUGCAUGAGGACGCCUGAGUAGAAACGGAGCCUGAUGGGCUUUGCUGUGGUCUCCAACCCCAUUCUUCUGGCUUCUAUGAUGGUUAUUUUGUUUUCCUUUGACUUGCAUCCUACUCCAGGGUAGCGGGAUCCCCGCCCCACCCCCAACCCCACUGUGAUUCUGCCUUUUAUGAGCACACUUUAGUGGCUGAUGGCCUUUCCUUUUCGCCAUUAGCCACCAUCCCACCGCGAAGGUCCGAACCGUAUGUAUAUAUUUUCCCAUUAGCAAAGUAGCCCCUACUGUAAACGGAAGGCCUCCUGCUUUAGAGGAGGAAGGGUAGGGUGGAACGGGGAUGCCCGGAGUUCUUCACAGUGCUCCUCCGAGUGUGUUUGAAAAGUAUGGCCAGUAGUUCAUUUGAAGAGUUUAGAAGUAGUCCCGUUUUGGCCCAGAGAGCCUUCCAUAAUGACGGGCAGAUGUAUGUAGCAAGACUAGAAAGGGAAACCCAAGCCCUGUGUGUGGAAAGUAGACCAUUAUUAGAACCGAGGACACAUGAGAACAUCUAGGCCUAAGAAGUCUGGUCAUGCUGAGAACGAGACCUAGGCUGAGAAGGCGCGAGCCCUGGAAGCAUGGACAUAGACGCUCUGUUCUGGGCCGCCGCGCGGGCUUUUGUACAACUGACCUGGUUUUUAAAUAGUCUGCUGUUGGGGAGUAGAAUUGGAGACAAGGCCUCCUCCCUAGCCAGCGUUUGUAUAUACUCACUGUACGUUGUAUGCGUUCAUACUUUGGAGCGGGGGAUCCCCCCACAAGCUUUAGUUUCUGUGUACAACCCUGGCAUUAGGUCUGCUGUAUGUAAGAAUAGAUUUAAUUAAGAGCCAUACAAAUUUGAAGGAAACAGUUAAUGUUUUGGUUUUUGAUUGUCCUUUUGUUUUGUUUUGUUUGUUUGUUUUUUUGUCUUGUUUUUGGAAAAUGUAACUGCUAAGCACAAUCUUUAUAAGACCUCUUUGCCAACAAUGUACUCGCUCUGUAGAUGCUCCGGGACAAGCCUCCCAUGCCAGAGUGGCUUUGCAGGCGAGAGAGAGAUGAUGCUGUUUGAAAAGGUUACCGUCUUACCUGUGAUUCCCACAGGAUGGAGAAAACAGUGCGGGUCCCGGUUUGGAUUCUCACCUCGCAGGAAAUGAAAGUCAGACUCAGCCUUUUACAGGCGCGUCCCGGACAUCCGUCGGGCCGGUAGCUAUGUGAGUGUGUAUGUGUGUGCAUGCGUGUGUAUAUGCGUGUGGGUGAGUUAUGCUGGAGGGUCCUCCUCCAGGAUCUGUGAUAGAGCAGCUCCCAUCGCUGCUCCUGUCUCUCUCCUGCUUCCCUGCAUGGCGCUCGCUGUCUAGAAGAGUUUACCCAAAGCCACCACAGAGGCUAGCGGAGUGGAGUGCGGAAGGCCCUAUGUAUCUGAAACCCUCCUGCACUUAACACUCUUAUCUUAGUGAACAUACUGUACCCAUUCCUUAGACCUUUCGUAAUGCUGGCAUCCCAGGCAAACAUAGUUAACAUGUACCCCGUAGACUGGGGCCUGGAUGCUCCCUCGUCAUCCCCCGCGUUGCCCGGGACCACUGUCUGGCAUAAGGGGCCAGCGUGUACCUGGCAACAUUCAUGUGUUGUCCUACAAGAUUCAGGCAUGUUGCCUUCACGGCCUUCCCCACCCCCUCCUGCCCUGGAUCCUUUAGCCCACACUUAGAGACGUGUGGCCAUUAACCUGGAAGUGAUCGUUUGCACUGGAGUGCUACACUCUUGCACCUUUCCAAAGUUAGCUGGUUCUCGGGUCGUGUUGUCACGUACGAGACUGUCACCGUUUAACCGUGCUCUGUCUGAAACAUUUCUUUGUAUUCCUAUUGGCUUCAGUGUCGACUAAGGAGAAUAGCUGUUAACUGUGGACGUCAGGUACUUCAGGGGCACACCAUUGAGAAUUUUGUCUUGGAUAUUCUUGAAAGUUUAUAUUUUUAUAAUUUUUUUUUUACAUCAGAUGUCAGAUGUUUCUUUUAGUUGCUUGCUGUUUGGAAUUAUUACGUGGCUUUUUUUGUAAAUAUUGAAAUGUAGCAAUAAUGUCUUUUGAAUAUUCCUGAGCCCCAUGAGUCCCUGAAAAUAUUUUUUAUAAAUACAGUAACUUUAUGUGUAAAUAAUAAGCCGUGCAAGUUUAAAGACGUCGUGUUCCACGUGGGUUUUUUCUGAUAUGUUGUCCAACUGUUGACAGUUCUGAAGAAUUCUAAUAAAAAUGUAAAUAUAUAAAUCAAAUAUA